AUGAUCCCAAGAUGUCUGCGAUUGGACUCCACAGAGAAGGUGCUGAGCAUCGAACUUCAUGCAUUCUCAGAUGCAUCACAGGAUGCAUACGGCGCUGUACUUUACGAGCAAACAACCUAUGAGGGAGGACUAGUCAUGUCACGUCUGAUAGUAUCGAAGACCAGAGUGGCCCCAUUAGCUGCAACCAGCAUACCGAGACUUGAGCUGAUGGGAGCGACCUUAGACUUGCAUUUGACUAUGACAGUGAUCGCAGCCUUGCAGGUACCGAUGCAGGAUGUAACCUUAUGGAGCGAUAGCAGCAAUGUUCUGUGGUGGAUAAGAGGAAAGAGCAGACAGUUUAAACCGUUCGUAGCCCAUCGGAUUGGUGAGAUACAGACUAAGACCUGCCCAGAACAGUGGAGGCACAUACCAACAAAGAUGAAUCCUGCGGAUAUCUUAUCAAGAGGAGCAAAAGUUGAAGAGUUGUCAGACAACAGUCUUUGGUGGAACGGGCCAGAGUUCCUGUUGAAGGAGCGUUUUGAAUGGCCAGAACAGAACAUUGGAGAAGACAAGUCGCCAUCGAGUGAGCGGAAGAAAAGCUCAAAUGGAGUUUUUGUAACAGUACUGAAUGCACCACAGCAACAGGACAAGGAGGAGAAUGUUCAAGUUGCCGAUGAAAGAGUUGCACAAGACUGGCAAUUAAACCCAGAGCGCUACUCUAGCUGGGUGAGAUUGACCAGAGUUUCUGCUUGGGUCCAACGUUUCGUUGAUAAUUGCAUACAGCCUGCAGAUCAAAGGAGACAUGGAGAACUCAAUGCAGAGGAGAUCCAAGAGGCCGAACAACAGUUAAUAAAACAAGCUCAGCUAGAGGCUUUUCCGGCAGAAUAG
Molecule: messenger RNA, 867 nt
Organism: Lineus longissimus
Lineage: Eukaryota; Metazoa; Nemertea; Pilidiophora; Heteronemertea; Lineidae
Exons: 1
Coding region: 1-867 (288 amino acids)
Source: RefSeq, a predicted model, not a curated record